AUGUCCCGUGUCAAGUUCAACGUCAACUCCGAAUACGCCUACCUCCAAAACUUCAAAGUUCUUCAGAACGUUUUUGCCCGCCAUGCCGUUGACAAGCCGAUCCCCGUUCAAUCCCUUUCAAAAUGCCGCAUGCAGGACAACCUUGAGUUCCUGCAGUGGGUCAAGCGAUACUGGGACCAGCACUACCCGGGCGGUGACUACGAUGCUGUAAGCCGACGGAAAGCGUCAGGCGCUCCUGGCGGUGGUGUUGCCCCGGCUGCGCGUGCUCCCUCUGCUGGAUCCCGGCGUGGAGCGACCCCUACCACGACUGCAGCUCGGGGUCCCCGGGUUGCCGCGGCAGCAAGUGGACCUGCCACCGCUGCUCUGCAGCAGGAGAUUGCGACACAGAAGGAGGCUAUCAGCGGCCUGGAGAAAGAGCGAGACUUCUACUUCGCUAAACUACGUGAUAUUGAGCUGCUUCUGCAGAGUGCUAUUGAGGCUGAUCCCGAGUUGGAAAAUGGUGAUGAUUCGCUGGUCAAGCACAUCCAGGGUAUCCUGUACUCCACUGAGGAUGGCUUCGAGAUCCCUGCCGAAGCAGAGGAAGGCUUGAAUGAGGAACUGGAGACGUUUUAA
Penicillium taxi is the source of this 612-nucleotide messenger RNA. It is a transcript of the gene eb1, whose product is annotated as microtubule-binding protein BIM1. The transcript has 3 exons. Gene Ontology annotation, cellular component: microtubule organizing center; cytoplasmic microtubule; spindle midzone. Gene Ontology annotation, biological process: regulation of microtubule polymerization or depolymerization; protein localization to microtubule plus-end; spindle assembly. The record is from RefSeq and is a predicted model, not a curated record. Lineage: Eukaryota; Fungi; Ascomycota; Eurotiomycetes; Eurotiales; Aspergillaceae. Gene Ontology annotation, molecular function: microtubule plus-end binding. Bases 1 to 612 code for a protein of 203 amino acids.